Molecule: messenger RNA, 963 nt
Organism: Meloidogyne enterolobii
Lineage: Eukaryota; Metazoa; Nematoda; Chromadorea; Rhabditida; Meloidogynidae
Source: the annotation of a GenBank genome assembly
AUGAAUAUUUUAAUUUCUAUCCUCUUUUUUGUUCUUUUUAAAGGUUUGAAUGGUGCUUCUCCUCCUUUCGGACAACUUUCUGUAAAAGGUAAUAAAGUCUAUGGAUCUAAUAAUCAGCCUGUAGUGUUGGCGGGAAUGUCCCUCUUUUGGUCUCAAUGGAGUGAAGGCUCUGUCUUCUAUACAGCAAAUACUGUUCAGUCAUUAAAGUGUAAUUGGAAUGCUAAUGUUGUUAGAGCAGCUAUGGGAGUAGAAAAUGGCGGUUAUUUAACGAAUCCAAGUGCUGAACAAGCUAAAGUUGAGACUGUGAUAAAAGCUGCUAUAGCUCAAGGAAUUUAUGUAAUUGUUGACUGGCAUGACCAUAAUGCCCAAAAUCAUGUUGAUCAGGCGAUCAAUUUCUUCACUUACAUUGCUAAAACAUACGGAUCAAAUCCAAACAUUAUUUACGAGACUUUCAAUGAACCUUUACAAAUUGAUUGGAGUAUUGUUAAAAGCUAUCACGAAAAAGUCGUUGCCGCCAUACGCAGAUAUGACAAAAAAAAUUUAAUAGUACUCGGAACAACAACAUGGUCUCAGGAUGUAGAUAUUGCUGCAGCAAAUCCAGUUAGUGGAUCUAACCUUUGCUACACUCUUCACUAUUACGCGGCUUCCCACAAACAAUCUCUUCGUGACAAAGCCCAAACAGCCUUGAACAAGGCAAUAAUCUUUUGCAUUUUCGUAACAGAAUACGGCACUGUUGAUGCCAGUGGUGGAGGCAGUAUAGAUGAUACCUCUUCAAACGAAUGGUGGUCUUUCUUAGAUUCAAACAAAAUUUCUUAUGCCAAUUGGGCAAUAGAUAAUAAAGCUGAGGCAGCAGCUUCCCUCACCCCCGGAACAACUCCAUCACAGGUUGGGGAUGAUUCUCGGUUGACAGCUUCGGGCAAAUUGGUGAAAAACAAACUUAAAUCUAUGAAAAAUGGUAUUUAA